This is a messenger RNA of Acanthamoeba castellanii str. Neff, 279 nucleotides long. RefSeq lists its product as uncharacterized. The transcript has 3 exons. The coding region runs from base 1 to 279 and encodes 92 amino acids. The record is from RefSeq and is a predicted model, not a curated record. Lineage: Eukaryota; Discosea; Longamoebia; Acanthamoebidae.
AUGGAGAAGAAGGACGAGCUGCCAUCAACACCAACCUCAUCAAAGGCCAAGGGCGACUCCUCGCCCUCGCCAUCGCCCUCGCCCUCUCAGGAGAGCGAGAAAACGGGCCACAAGCGAAAGCGGCGAAGCCUCUACCAGAGGCGAACGAGGUCCGGCGGCAGGAAGGCUGGCGGCCGAACAAAGAAGAAGAGGGACAUGGUGCUCGUGGUCAACGCGGCCGCGCGAAAGAGGAAGCCGCCGCGCAAGUACGGCAUCGACGAGUGGUACAACCGCGGCUGA